This is a messenger RNA of Gadus chalcogrammus (walleye pollock), 3472 nucleotides long. Its product is annotated as C-C chemokine receptor type 3-like. Gene Ontology annotation, cellular component: membrane. The record is from RefSeq and is a predicted model, not a curated record. NCBI's taxonomy places the organism in Eukaryota, Metazoa, Chordata, Actinopteri, Gadiformes, Gadidae. Bases 288 to 1469 code for a protein of 393 amino acids. The transcript has 3 exons. Gene Ontology annotation, biological process: chemotaxis; G protein-coupled receptor signaling pathway; immune response. Gene Ontology annotation, molecular function: chemokine receptor activity.
UACCUAACGUAAUGAACGUAAUUAAAACGGUUCUGUGAUUGCGUGAUAUAAUGUACCUCCAAGAUACCAGUUGGCUUUUUCUUUUAAGUAUUAUACUUAUUUAUUAACCUUUCCAACCAAUGUUUGGAUUUUGAAUAUUGUAAUGUACACAAAUGUUGAUUUUGAAUCUUGUAAUGUACCCUUGAAGUAUAUGGGUACUUGUUUUGGUCAAUUUGUUAUAUUUUUUAUGCUCUCUUCAGAUGAACAGUGAAGUAUUGCUGUUUGGCUGAACAAAGUGCCACUGAUGUAUGAUCAAUGUGUCUUCUUCAAGCAAUGAAAAGCUCUUCACUCAUCCACUCCUUCACAUACGGAAAUCAACAUUGGUUCAAGCAAUAACCAUGGCGUAUGAGGAUGAUUAUGAGUAUAAAAAAUACUUGGAAAUGCUUAACAACAUAGAAAACACAAGCUAUCCAUUUUACGAGGUUGACGAGCUCGUCCCAAACUGCUUUUCAGCAAACGUCACCAAAUUUGCCUCGGACAUCAUUCCUUAUUUCUACUACAUCAACUUCCUCCUGAGUUACUUAGGCAACUGGCUUGUUUUGUUCAUAAUCGUCAAGCUUGAGAAGGUCAACAGCGUCACCAACAUCUUCCUCAUCAAUCUGGUCACCUCCAACAUCCUGUUUGCAUCCAGCUUCCCCUUCCUGGCCAAAUACCAUUCCUCAGAGUGGAUCUUCGGCACGGUGCUUUGCAAGUUGGUCAGCAGUGCCCAUCUGAUUGGUUUCUACAGUUCCAUCCUCUUCCUCACCCUGAUGACCUUUGACCGCUACCUGGCCGUGGUGCACGCGGUGUCCGCUGCCAAGAGCAGGAAGAGGUCGUACGCCAUCGGGGCGUCGUUGAUCGUUUGGUUCAUCAGUGUGCUGGCCAGUCUCAAUGAGCUGGUGUUCAAAGGCGUGUGGAAGGACAGCGAGCAGGGCCUGAUGUGUGAGGAGACAGGAUACCACGCCGACGUCAUCAAACAGUGGAAUCUGGUCAGCUACUACAUGCAGUUCCUCCUCUUCUUCCUGCUGCCCCUCUUCAUGGUGAUGUACUGCUACACCUGCAUCACCGUGCGGAUCAUGUCCACUCGCAUGAGGGAGAAAUGGCGCUCGGUGAAGCUGAUAUUCAUCAUCAUGUUCACCUUCUUCGUUUGCUGGACUCCCUAUAACAUCGUGAUCCUGCUAAAGGCCAUUCAGAUCUCCACAGCCGACGAUGCAAACCGGAAGUGCGAUCAGGUCGUGGCGUUGAACUAUGCGUUGUACGUGACCAGAAACAUAGCGUUCUUGUAUUGUUGCAUCAGCCCCAUGUUCUACUCCUUUGUGGGUAAGCGGUUUCAGAGUCACUUCAGGAAGCUGUUGUUGAAGAACAUGCCUUGUCUGGCACGUCACUUCAGACCCGCUAGUCUGAGCAGCAAGUCCACCGCACAAAGGACGUCCCACACAAACGACUUAUAACAUGUGGGAGACAAUUUACUUUGUUUGAAUUGGAUAAUGGGAUGGGAAAACAGGAAAUUUGAUUUGUUUUGUCAGUUUUACAUUUAAAUGUAGUCAUUUAGCAUAUACCUUGUAAAUAAAUAUCUAAUAAUUAAUUGCAAUUAUGUAGCCCUCUCUUUUAAGGCACUCAAAGCGCUUUAAUCAGUUCGUUUUUUUAUUAAUAAUAAAUAAUAAUAAUACAUAUUAUUUUUAGAGCACUUUACAUUCGAAAAUCUCAAAGUGCUACAGAGAUAAAAAAAGAAAGAAAAAGGUUGUUAAAACAUAUACAGUAAAAGACAAAUUAGCUAAAGGCUGUUUUAAAAAGACUCAAGGUUUCGUUUAAAAGCAGCUGUAGUCUGUGGGGCCUUCAGGUGGUCAGGGAGGGCGUUCCAUAGUCUUGGAGCAGCAGCGGAGAAAGCCCGAUCGCCCAGGGUGCGGAGGUUGGUCUUAGGUGGUCUGAGGGUGUGUGUUGAUGCACAGUGAAGGGCAUGGGCGUCAGUUUGGUUUGAAAUGUGCUGGGGACAGAGACGCAUUCGGAAGUACAUUUUCAGAAGUGCUGGGUACAAUGAGGAUGCACUCUUUUUUCUCUCUAUAGUGUCGGUAAUGAAAGGUUCUGAAAGACGGCAUACCGAUGUAGCUAAUUACAAAUGAAUAAAAUGUAUACAAAAUCUGUCUGGCACGUUUAAUGAAGAAAACGUUUCCAAAAAGCAUCGGACAUAUGACCCACUAUGUUCUGCUCCAUGUAUCAAAUGUGGACGUGACAUGAUAUGGCUAAGCUAACAGCUACUAUUUACAGACAUAAUGCAAAUAAAUACUGUCCCAUAGACAAAACAGCUCCAUGUGUUUGUGAUUGUAUCUGUGUAGAAUCCCCUUGCAACACGCGCAAUCCUUAAGGAACCUUACGGGAACCGUAAAUCAAAACUUGUCUAAAACAAGUCCCUUGUGUAAAUUACGUGCUUACGUCUCUGCGUCUAAAACUACCCUAAAUAGGCCUUUAGUUCCCAUUUUCAAGUUGUGUGAUUGGGAAGCACUAUUUGGGGUUCAUCUUCAUUGUUGAAAGCAUGAAGUUUCUGCAAAUAAAUGUAAUGUAGUGAAUAUAAAACAUUAUUUUCUUAAAAUAAUAUUAUUUUCUUAAUGUUUGUUUCUUAAAUACUCUUGGACAAAUGUGCUAUUACAGAGUGAUAUUCCUAAGUUGUGAACAGUGCCAGAACCCUUUUUUUUUUAUAUAUAUAUGGUUAUUAUCAAAUAUAAUUUGCAGCAAAGGCCAACAUUGUGGUUAAACCUAGUAAAAACUCACCCAUUUAUUUUUCCAAACUGAUUUAAUUACAAUCAAUGAAUGGAGAUGGCUUUUUAUAGAAUGAAAUUGCUAUUCCACGCAAAGUAUAACGAACACGGAAAAAAUAGAUCAGAAUUUGUCAGAAUUCGCUAUGUUCAACUCCAAGCAAUUCAAGCUCAAUGCUAAAGGAGUUGUGUCGCCCUCUAGUGGUGAUUUGAGAAUUCCCUCACCGGGCUUUGAAUGCAAACCACCACUAGAGGGCGAAAUAAGAAUGGAGCUUGAAUCCGAUUUAAGCAAACCUGGAUUCAAGCUCAGGCAAAGGUUACUUGCUGCCACUGCACAUCAUCAUGCAGUUGGGUGAGUGCUACAAGCAACGCUCCACUAUUGUUGGGAUGAACCCAGAAUUUGUCCUUGAAAUGUGUUCGAGAUGUAUCUUACUAAAAAGUGUCAAACCUGCACACAAGCACACAUAAUUACAAGGAAUUAUUUCAGAUCAUUUAAAGAUGGUGAGGAACUGAGUGGUCUAUCCAACUCCGUGUCAAACUGAGGGGGUUUAGCAAAAUGAAGGUUUUAUCAAGCCAAAUGAUUCUCAUCAGUAACAUGGAAACACAACAAAGCAUUGCGUUCAAUACAGCUGCACUCAAAGAAAACCUCUUCUCCAGGGCUAAUUAUCUGUUAACCUAAACAUGGUGGCUGUGAAGUGUCUGCU